Messenger RNA from Lepisosteus oculatus (spotted gar), 285 nucleotides. NCBI's taxonomy places the organism in Eukaryota, Metazoa, Chordata, Actinopteri, Semionotiformes, Lepisosteidae. The record is from RefSeq and is a predicted model, not a curated record.
CUGUGUUAAGGUGGUGUGGGGUGUGCUGUCCUAUUUAAAGCUUCUGCUUCUCUCCAGCCAGCAGAGAAACACCUUUCAAGAAGGAAUCAGUUGGUCCUUGUGGUCUCAGAAAACCCCGCUAAGAUGAGUGACAAGAACCCCGUGAAAGAGGAAGUGAAGACCUUCGACAAGAAGUGUCUGAAGAAGACCAACACCGCGGAGAAGAACACAUUGCCCACCAAGGAAGGUGAGACCCCCGAGAGGCCAGUCACAACGGGCCCCGGGCCCUGAUGCCCCUCACACGCC